GUGGGAUUGGGACGAAGGGCGCCAGACGUUAUAUAAAAAAGGGGUGACCGUCUCGUUGCGACACGCUUGUUGUGGUAGCAGGGGGGGGGAAGAAGGAUCGUUGAGAGGGUUCUCUUUCCAUAUGUACGUAUUCUCCUUGCUUGUCAAUGACUUGCUGCUUGAGUCGACAUCCUUCAUAUUAUCACUGCUUGGCUGGCGGCUUGCUCGACAUUAUUGGUUGAUAUCUCUGCUUGGCUCGCGGAUUGCCCGAUAUCACCUCGUCGAUAUCUCUGCUUGACUGGCGGCGUGCUCGACAUUCUUUCACAUCUUUGCAGCUUUCGCUUGCCAGCGAAGAUGGCAUCUCGAGGCCUCGCAUUCUUACUGGUGGUGUGUUUGAUGCUGCAAGGUGUUUUCGCCUGGCCGGUUGUGCAGACCGGUGCCAGGGGAAGCACUGUGGUCGCCCUGCAGGACUUGCUGAAGGCACGCGGCUACGUACUUGCUGUCGACGGGAUCUUCGGGCCAAUCACCGCGAGUGCUGUCAUCAACUUCCAAAUUGCAAAUGGACUUGUGGCCACGGGAAUCGUGGGUCAGCUCACGUGGCCCAAGGUCAUCAUACUAGUGAAAUUCGGUAGCGUAGGGAAAGCAGUCCAUGCUGUCCAGUAUCUCUUGGUGUACAAGUACCGCUUUCUGGCAGGCGCUGGUAGCAUUGACAGUGUGUUUGGCCAGAAUACGAAGAAUGCUGUGAUUGCCUUUCAGUCUAACAAAGGAUUGGCUCGGGAUGGAAUAGUUGGUCCCAUAACCUGGCAAGCACUGGUCUCCUAGUCACGUGGGUGAGAGGAAUUGUCAAUCUGUCAGCGGAAGCGGUGGCCCCAACUCGGUUUUGAAUAGGCUUGUGUGGAGGUAUAGACCAAUCUUGUUCCGUUGUUCGGAAGGCAGGUGGGGUAGUUGCGAUGCGGAGGCAGCACCUAGAGACCAGUUUUCAACCUUAAAUUUCAUUAAAGUGCACUUUUGGCUUGCUGUUUUAUAUGUUUUUAAUUUUUGUUUUUCGGUUUUUUUCUUACAAUAAGUUAGUAAGAAGUGCACUCUACAGAUUGGUGUGAAGUAUGGUUAAAAUGACCCUUUGGUUUUCUUAUAAAUGGGGGUAAAAAUUGGGGGGUCGGUUAACCUUCUGUCACUUUAUGGGCAAGAAAUCUCAGUGAAACUUACCAACAUGAAGAGGAAGAAGAUUGCGGUGGCAUGGGCGGUGCGAUGGUACCCUGGCAGUCAAAUUGAAUCCUUCCCAGUUGGGAAGCAAUCAAUGCUACCACGGAUCAAUUUCCAUUGUGACGGUGGAGAUCAGUUAAACGAACGCUAGAUGGUCUACAUACAUCCAGCGACAUCGGGGAACGGCUGAUACAUUUCUCUAAGGAAUGGUUGGGCGGGGAACGAGAGGGAUGGGUAGCAGAAAUAUGCUGGUCAGGGGGAUGGGAAGAGGAGAAGGGGGAAGAAGGCAGCCAAAAAGAGGUGCCAAGGGAUUACUGCUUGAGAUUUAAAGAUUGGCUGACAAUAGACCCCAACAUCCCCAUGAGACCCGCAGAGGAGUUUCCAGAUCUGUAAUUGCGUCUGUAACUGACGAAUCCCUCAUACAUGUUGCACUCUGCUUGUCUUCCUGGUGGUUGUCUGGGUUGAGUGGUUAAUUUGUUAUCGUAGCUGGGAUCUUUAGUUUUCCUUCUGAUUGGCAUCGGAUGUGUGGCAGCAGGGGAGUUGAUGGGUGAGACAGGAAACCGGAAGGAAUAACCACUGGUGCCCCCCAGUGGCCCCUCCCUGAACCCUGUUAGGGUAUAGGAAGGAGGAGGGAGAAAGGUACCAUCUGGCCGUCUUUUCACACCUGCCCAGUCAAUCCUCUGAUCUCCAGAGCAAUCAAUGCUGGCAGGCAUUCAGGGCCCCACUGAUAGCAGGUUUGGUGGUCACUGGUGGCAGACUUUUUUUCAGCCUCUUCAAUAUUCUGUUCAGUGGCUGUUUUUUUUCCAGCGUUUUCAGUAACCUGCUCAGUCAAUCCCCUGGAAUCCAGGGUAAUCAAUGCUGGCAGGAACCCUCUAUAUUGUUUUCUGACUACAGUCUGUAUAUGGGACGCUGGACCCGUUUUCCAGCAGGUGACGCUCCCCACCAAUAGAUGGAGUCUCUCCCCAGGUGGUAGUGGUGUCUGCUCUUAUCAGCACCACUAUCACGG
This is a messenger RNA of Chara braunii, 2188 nucleotides long. The record is from the annotation of a GenBank genome assembly. NCBI's taxonomy places the organism in Eukaryota, Viridiplantae, Streptophyta, Charophyceae, Charales, Characeae.